This is a messenger RNA of Rotaria sp. Silwood2, 3006 nucleotides long. Lineage: Eukaryota; Metazoa; Rotifera; Eurotatoria; Philodinida; Philodinidae. The record is from the annotation of a GenBank genome assembly.
AUGGAAAAUCUUCAAACGGAAGUACUUGAAAUUGAAUUUACAGGAUUUUCACAUAGUUUUAAAACAAUAUCUGAUUUGGAUUUUGCUGAAAUACUUUUACGUUAUACAGAUUUUGAUCGUAAUACAAAAAAAUUCAUUUUAAAAAGAGUUAAAAGAUUAACAGAUCAUUCAGAUGGUAUUACAUUUGAACAAUUUAAACACUUCUUUGAAUUUCUUAAUAAUCUUGAAGAAUUCAGUAUUGCUAUGCGUUUUCAUCAAUUAUCAAAUAAACCAAUUUCACAAGCGGAAUUUCAACGAGCUGUAAAAAUUUCAACUGGUUUUGAACUUGAACCAAAUAUAAUUGCUCUUAUAUUUCGAAUUUUCGAUGCAGAUGGUGAUCAACAUUUAAGUUACGAUGAAUUUAUGUCUGUCAUGAAAAAUCGACUUUCUCGUGGUUUUCAGACAUCUGAUUCUUCUGAAGUAUCAAAUUCAAAGUUUGAUCAAUUUAAACAUUGUUUUCGUGACCGAGCUAAUUCUAUUGAACAACGACAACAACAGACAAAUAUUGUUGUUGAUAAUUAUUUAUCAUCAUCAUCAACUUCAUUAUCAGAAAUAAAUGAUGAACAUAAACAACAAUCUAUUGAAACACCAGUAACAACUAUUAAAAAGAAACGCACGAAAUGGCAUGUAUAUGAUACAGUAGCCAAAUUUUUAUUAAAAAAUCGUUUUUAUUUAACUGCUCUUGAAUUUUAUACUGAAUUAUUAGAAAAUGGAUAUGAUUUACCACGUUUACGUGAAUAUUUUUCUAAUCCAGCUAAUUUUGAAGGUUCAUCAAUAACAUCAAUUAAUAAACAAUCAACAUUUAUUCGUAAUCUUAGUCAUUAUGCUGAUGAUAGUGUAUCACUUGGAGGUGGUGGAAAUGGUGAUUAUCUUCCUCGAACAUCAAGUAGUCAAACAUUUGACUCAACAUCUAUUGAUAAUAUAACACGUUAUUCGGAAGAUAUUGAUUGGCAAAAUGGAAAUGGUAGUGGUGGAGCAAUGACCAGUGCUAGUGGAAUUGGUGAAUUACGUGUUAAUGAUGAACGUGUUGCUGUUUUAGAAUUUGAAUUAAGAAAAGCACGAGAUACAAUACAAGAAUUAAGGCAAACAUUAACUUAUGAUUCAGCCGAUGAACAACAACAACAAAAUAAAAAAUCAGAAGAGAGAAAUGGAAAAUAUCAAGUUCAUCCAUUCUCAUCGAAUUCAACACAAUCAUUAAUUCCAUCAGGAUUAACUGUUCGUCCAUUUGAACGUCGUGCAUUAAAUUUUUUAGUUAAUGAACAUCUUUUAACAAAUAAUUAUAAAUUAACUAGUGUAACAUUUGGAGAAGAAAAUGAUACAUCAGAUUUAGAAGAUUGGGAUAGUGUUGGAUUAAAUUGUGCACGACCACCUGAUUUAAGUCAAUUAUAUCGUUGGUAUUGUCAUCAAUUAUGUAUUGAAGAUGAAAAACCUAAAAAAGAAGAUUUUACAAUGUUAGUUAAUUUUGAUGAAAAUUUUCAGGAUGAAUAUAAAAAUUUAAAAAUAUCAGUACAACAAAUGCAACUUGAUGUAAUUGAAUAUAAUAAACGAAUAAAUCAUAUAGAAGAAGAAAAAUUACAUCUUAAUGAAGAAAUUCAUUCAAUACAACAUGAAAAGAAAAAUCUUUUAAUACAAUUACAACUUUUACAAAAUCGUUUAACAUCUGAUGAAACAUCAAAUUCAAUAAAAAUGGAAGAUACCAUACAAUUGAAUUCAUCUAGACAUUUACCACAAGUUUAUCGACGUGCAUUCGAACGUCAUUCAUUAUCUUAUCAUAUUAUUGAUGAUAAACAAGAUGAAGAAAUUGAAUUAAAUAAUGAUUCUGAACAAAAAAUACUUGAAAAUGUUAUUCAUGAAUUAAAUACACUCUCACUUGAUCAAAAAGAUUUUUUAGAUUUAAUUGUACGAACUAUUAUAAAAGUUAAUUUAAGUUUAAUUGGAUCAAAAAAAUUAGAUCUUGUUCCAUUAACAAUCUACACAUCAAUAUUACAUCCCAAAAAUGAUGAACGUGAUCGUUUACUUAAAACAUUAUUUAAUCUAUAUAAAAAUCCUUCAUUUCAACAACGACAAGUUUUAUUACAUGCUUGUCUUUGUUUUGCAAAACAAAGUGGUCCAUUACGUGUACAUGCUGAAUUAUUACCACAAUGUUGGGAAAAUUUAAAUAAUAAAAUUGAUGAAAGACGUUGUCUUGUUGCUGAAGCAUGUGGAAUAUUAACACCACAUUUACCUAAAGAUAUUCGUGUUAGUUUAAUAUUUUCAAUGUUACAACAAAUGCUUGCUGAAGAUAAAUGUGAUCAAGUACGAUGUGUAUGUAGUAAAAGUUUAGCAAUGGUUAUUAAUGAAAUAGAUGAUGAAACUCGAUUGUCUCAAUGUAUUGAAUUACUUGAUAGAUGUCUAUUGGAUACAUCUGAUGUUGUACAAUCAGCUAAGAAAUAUCUAUUACCAUCCAUUGCUAUGUGGUGUCUUGAAUUAAAUAAAGUUUGUUCUGUUUUAAUAGAACAUUAUUUAAUUAAAAUUGAAUCUCUUGUUCAAAAUAUUCAAAGUCCAUCAUCACUUGAUAGUCAACGUUUUAUUCAAUUCAUCCAUAUAUUAACUAAUUUAAUUGUAUUUAUUUUUGCAUCUGCUUUGAAAAGUAUGACAUUAGAUAAUGAUCUUUCUCAAGCGAUGUCAUCAACACGAAUAUUACCUGAUGCAACAUCAUCAGAAUUCUAUCAAUUAAAUAUGAUUUUAUCUCCAAAUAGUGAAAAAUUACUUAAUCAUUAUGAUCAAUGUGCCAUUAAUGGAGAAUUUCCAUUUACAGACCAAAUUCAAUCAUAUUUAGAUGCUUUUUUAAAACGUUCAUUUGACACAUUGGCAGUUAUUGAUAUAAUGAAUGGAAAAUUAAUUCAUGCAUGUAGUGAAUUUAUUAAAACGAUUGGUCGGUAUUUUGGAAGAAAUUUUUGGAAAUUAAAAAGUUUACGAAAGAAAUAA